AUGCUCACCUUCGAGCAAAACAACUUCCAGGGUGUCGUCGACAUCAUGGAGAAGCUCACGACCCUAGGCUUCAACGAAGUCCGUCACGAGGUUGCGACCAUUGAUGCUCAACCCACUGCCGCUGGCGGUGUCCUUGUGAGCGCGGUCGGUGCUCUUAUUACCGACGGCGAGGAAAGACCCCAGAACUUUGUCCAGACAUGGAACCUCAUGCCUGAAGGAAACGGCGGAUUUUGGAUCGCGAACGACGUUUUCCGUCUGAUCUUCCCUGCCGUCUAA
Molecule: messenger RNA, 276 nt
Organism: Penicillium odoratum
Lineage: Eukaryota; Fungi; Ascomycota; Eurotiomycetes; Eurotiales; Aspergillaceae
Product: nuclear transport factor 2 family protein
Exons: 3
Coding region: 1-276 (91 amino acids)
Biological process (GO): protein import into nucleus
Cellular component (GO): nuclear pore central transport channel
Source: RefSeq, a predicted model, not a curated record